This is a messenger RNA of Homalodisca vitripennis (glassy-winged sharpshooter), 1367 nucleotides long. RefSeq lists its product as uncharacterized. Bases 271 to 1239 code for a protein of 322 amino acids. NCBI's taxonomy places the organism in Eukaryota, Metazoa, Arthropoda, Insecta, Hemiptera, Cicadellidae. The transcript is spliced from 4 exons. The record is from RefSeq and is a predicted model, not a curated record.
GGCGGCGCCAGACAUGCGUCAUUCGUCAAGCACCGAGCAGCGACUCGCCGAAUCGCGAGCAGUGUGGAUGUCUGUUUGUCUAUUCGGCAAGCAGCAAACAUUAGUGCUCGUUGUUUCCCGUUCAGUGUCGGUCUUUUGCACACAUCAAAGUGGACGAAUAUUUGGGAAAAGGCAAACUUUGCUUCAUCCACACAUUCGGCUUUGUGGUUGGGAGAUAAGAACUGUUCACGGUUUCCAAUUUUGUCAUCAGAGCCUCAUUGACUAUUGGGUAUGGAGUGGCCUAAUGAGUUGGUGUUGGAUUUCUUACAAUACUAUGAGAAUGAACCAGUUAUUUGGAACCCUUCUCAUCCCAAUCACAAAAAUAGAAAUGAAAUAUACGAUGCAUGGAAAAGAAUCGAAAGCAAGAUGGGUAACAAGUUUUCUGUCACCGAAUUGAAAAAGAAAAAAGACUCUCUGAUGGCUUCAUUUAGAACGUGUUUGAAAAAGGUUAAGGAAAGCUGUAAAAGUGGAGCCGGAUCUGAUGAUAUAUACAAACCAAAUUGGUUUGCUUAUGAAAUCAUGGAAAGAUUUCUCAAAGAUAAGAACCUGCCAAGAGAGACACUUAGUUCAGAGGUGGCUCCACCUCCAAAUGAAGAGCAAUUCCAAGCCGAAAGGAACAUAGAUUUGCCAAAUUUAUCAGAUAAUGUACCAUCUGCCAGCAGGGAAGAGCCUGAACAAAGAAACGAAGCUAUUGUUCUACCUGCUUGUGCCACAACUUCGCCUAACUAUGCCUCAUCUUCCUUUAAACCUCCACCACGAAAAAAGUCCAGAACAGCUGAAGAAAUUGAGAUAAAAAAGAAGAUGGAUGCUGCGUUUACUACUUUACAAUCACUUCAACCAAAAAAAGAAAAACACUUAUGUGACAUAUACGGCGAAUUAGUUGCGGCAAAAUUAAAAUCGAUGGACGAGUCUACAAGGGAAAUAUGUAUGCACCGGAUUGACAACGUUCUUUUUGAAAUGAGAAUGGUGAAAGGACCUGCAACAUCGGGCAACACCUACUUCAUGCAACCAUCACCUUCCUCGUCAGCUUCUGUAAAUUCAUCCCCAUGUCCUGAUGAAACUUUAACAUUGUACACAGUUCCAAGUGAUUCCAACGAAUUACAUGCUCUCUCUGGAACUGUUGUAGUAUGUUCUGAUGCUGAAAAUAGUGAACAUCCUCCAAAUGUUGGACUUGAAAACUACUUUUCCAAAUUUAAAUAAUUGGUUACUUAAUAUGUUACUAAAUAAUAUAUACUUAUUGUUUAAAUGCUAAACCUAAUAACAAUAAUACGUAAAUGAUGUAAAUGUUCUUGUACAACGUGACGAAUAAAAUGAGUUUGAAAAUUUUA